Messenger RNA from Musa acuminata subsp. malaccensis (wild Malaysian banana), 730 nucleotides. The record is from RefSeq and is a predicted model, not a curated record. NCBI's taxonomy places the organism in Eukaryota, Viridiplantae, Streptophyta, Magnoliopsida, Zingiberales, Musaceae.
AUGGGUAACAUGCUUCUUAUUGGGGUGGAUAACGUCGUGAUAAGAGCGGAUUUUAUCGCUUUCCGGCCGAUCGAUCACCAUAUCCCAUUGCCAUGUUUUCGCCAGCGGCGCCCCUGGCGACCAAGAACCCCGGCUCUCGGAGAUCCACCGAGUGCUGUGCCGCGCCCGUCGCUCCCGGCAGGGGGUUUCUUCUUCUUUGAUUUGAUCUCGCGAAACGUUACACUUCUCGAUCUCCGAAAUCUGGGUAGCGUUUCACCUGGCAACUUUCUCCAACGCCCUGAACUACCACUUUUUGAUUCGCUGGAAGACAAUCCUGACAUGCCAUGCGAGUUCGGCGAAGCACAUAGGAAAAGAGUGCGACAUAUGUUUCCAUUUCUUGGAUUUCCUUUAGCAAUGUCGAUUAAUGAAAAUUCGAAUUCGGGUCUAAGAGACCUAUAUUCAAACUACAAGCAAUCUGUCAUUUUUCCCCUAUUGGAUCCUCAGAGCAACAACAUGAUAGAUGGCUACCAUUUUCUGCAAUGAAUGUGGUAUCUAUAAUGGUACGUACUUGUGUAUUAGUCUUUCCUCUAUCCAAGGGGUUACCUAUUUGUAGUUAUCUAAUAUUUCUAAUAUGUUAUCCAGACUGUUCAUCUCUUAUAAUGAGUGUCACCGUUUUGCCAAUUUAUUACAAGUGUCUGGUUUUUCCUUCUCUAUUCCCUAACUGUCAGAGAAGAAAUACUUUUAUAUAUUU